AUGCCUGACGAGACCGUCGCUUCUGACCUACGGCGGACGCAGUCAAGUCCUACUCUGCGAUCGGCCUCCGAGGCCCCUGUCUGUCGAGCGCCUGAAAAUAAUGAUAAUAAUAACAAUGACAAUAAAGAAGAGCCUCCUAAAAAGUUCAAGCGCAAGAACAAGAAGAAGCCCAAGCGCAGAUCCAACGGCGUCUCCAUCUCGAGCAGCAAUGCGCUCAGCAAUACGAUUACUACUACGCCCGCGAGGCACAAUCAGCUGGUGAUUGUCAAUGGUGCAGGAACUGCGACUUCGUACGAGAAUCGGAGGACGAACGGGCUCGGUGGUGUGAAUGGGCCACGCCCGUCUCCUAUCUAUACUGCGGCAAUGACUGAGACUGGAUAUGUUACCGAUCCCGCCUACCCACGCCACGCAGACGGCAAUUUCAGUUCAGAUGGCUCUUACGCCGUUUCCAAUCGUCAUGGCAUGAUGCCCGAGCCGAGCGUAGGGCCAUACUGGUAUCAUCAUGAAGGCGCUCAUUCGAAUGGCGGCGAUAUCCUGGGCGUUCCUGGUCCUUCCUACGCGCAUCACAACCCUGUUUCCCCGCACAGGAGCUAUACACCGUCGUACUUCCCAUCGAAUCCACCAGCGAACGGGUAUUCGGCUCCGUCGUAUCCUCAUAGUCCGUCGUACCACCCAAUGCAUGGCUACAUGUCGUAUCAGCCUAGAUACCACGCUCCGCAUGAGCAUGCGAUGCCUGGUCCGGUGCCCUAUUCCGGUCCUCCUUCAUACCAUUCCUCCUUUCCUGCGUACGGCCCUCCGCCUAGUAGCUGGAGCCCGGGUCCUCAUAUGCCGUAUCACGAGAACGGACGGUAUGAGAAUCGCGGUGCAGAGCCCUCCACUUUUCCGCCUGCCAACUACGGCCUGAAUAUCUCUCCACAGACAAUUCACGGAAGCCGCCGCCCGUCUUCGGAGCAUGGCGGCAAGAAUCACUCCGUGGACGUUCCCAAGCGCAACCAGCCGGAGGAUGAGUCUGAUGACGAAUCAGAGUUGUCGGACACGAGCUCCAGCGAGACUGAGGCGGCCGAAACCUCGUCUGGAGACAAUACGGGGGAAGACGAUGCCGGCGGAAAAGUGGCAGCUGAGCCGGCAGCUGUGGUCCCAGAGACUGUUCCUGAUGCGAUUGUUUGUGUUGACGCUAACCCUGCUGAAGCUGAAGCUCAAGCUGAAGCUCAGUCCAAUGUCGCCGCUGAUGUUAGUGCUAAAGCUGAUGACAAUGCCAGAGCUGAUGCUGUCGCUAAUGUUGUCGCUAAUACCAAUGUUGAUGUUGAUGCUACUGCUGGUAUCGAUACUGAUGCUAACGCGACAGCCAACGCUGACGAGACCGAUUCUCCCUUUCACAUCCGCCUGGCUCUGUGCAGCUUCUUGGAGGUCUUGCCGCUGACGGAGCACCUCCUCCGCUCCUUCGAAGGGGAGCAAUUCACCGACGCGCAGAUCGUGCUGACGUCGAUGGAGAACAUGUUCUAUCCGAUCACGUUCCGGGUUCACCAGGUGCUCAUGGCGCAGAGCCCGGUGCUCGCGUCGAUCUUAAAGAGAAAAGCCGCAUUCGAGCAGAAGAACGCCAUCAACGUCAUCUCCGGGAGGAAAUUCUGUCUCGCACGAGCAUUCGAGACGGCUCUGCAGAACCUGUACGGACUGCCGCUGGUGGACGGACCGCGGCUGAAGCAGCUGACGAUGAAGGCGCUCGGCUGGGAGGGCUGCCCCGUCGAGAUCGAUUCGAUCAAGAACAAGGGCGCGACGAUCGAUUUCGCCAUCUGCUACGGCGUAUCGGGCGCCUUUCUACACAACCGCGAAAUCCUCGAGACGGGGUUCAAGCUGGUGAUCGAGCUGAUCGAGUGGGACACGCUGCAGCUGGCGUUGCAAUUCGGGCUGUUUGCGGCGGACUUUCUCGUCAGCUACGACAGCAAUGCCUCUUCUGAGCGUCCUCCCCAGCGCAAUAAUAAUAAUACGAAUCGCCGGGGCAAGAAGGCCAACACAGCGCCGGACGUGAAGGCACCCCCGAUUCACGACAAUCUCAACAAAGAGGUGCUUGAGGUGUGGGCGCCCAAGGUGGUCAGCGCCGCGCUGCAGUUCAUGAUCCGCAGCCUGCCGACAGUCUUCCACUUCGACCGACUGGCGCAGGCGACGUCGAUGCCGGACCGCAUCCCGGCGGACCUGCGCACGGUGCCGGGGUCGAUCCUGGCGAACCCCAAGCUGGCGUCGGUCAAGUUCGGGUCGAUGGGGUCCGCGAGCGAGCAGAAGCCGAGCCGGGAGUGCACGCUGGCGUCGGCCGUGUUUCUGUCGCUGCCGUUUGAGCGGCUGCGCGAGGCGUUUGGCAUCAUGCGGCAGCGGCGGGUGUUAGGGCUGGACCUGGUGCGAGCGAUUCUGCAGGAGCGCGAGGAGCGGCGGCUACGGGCGCUGCAGGCGUACGCGAAGAAAAACCCGAAAAUAAGAAACGAAGGAGACUACCCGGCCGAGCUGAAGGAGCUGGGAUACGAGGAGUACGUGGUCCGGCGCGAAAGCCAGGUCCGCGAGGGCGACAAGCUGCGCGACGUGGUCAUCUUCCACGACUUUUCGCUCGAGCGCGAGUGGAAAGGUUACGGGUGGACGGUGGCUGCGACAGCGGGGGAGGAUCGAGCCGAUCGACUGGGGGAGUUGAGUGAUUGGCAGGGAGAUGUCACGUUUACAAUUGACGACAGGAGACGAGACCUACGACAGACAGAUAGGCACGUUGGCGUUGAGUUGCAUUUCAUUUCUUGCAAUUCCUGGACUUGUUAUGCAGGGUUCAUUAGGUACGGUAUUAUCCUGCUAUGCUACCUUGAAGAAAGAAAAAAAUCUACUUUCUAUGGAGUAGUAGUAUUGUAUUUGUGUAUUCUACUCUACUUGACAGACUUGACUUACUUGACUGACUCGACUGACUCGACUGACUUGACGCGAAGAGCGAAUGAAUCUAAUCUGUUAGCGAGACUAUUCAGAUGGCAUAGAUGUAACAGUAGUACUGUUACUGAACAGGCUGAGCUGAGCUGCCUGCAGUAG
Molecule: messenger RNA, 3051 nt
Organism: Rasamsonia emersonii CBS 393.64
Lineage: Eukaryota; Fungi; Ascomycota; Eurotiomycetes; Eurotiales; Trichocomaceae
Exons: 8
Coding region: 1-3051 (1016 amino acids)
Source: RefSeq, a predicted model, not a curated record